Messenger RNA from Plasmodium yoelii, 4389 nucleotides. Its product is annotated as P-type ATPase HAD superfamily, subfamily IC. The record is from RefSeq and is a predicted model, not a curated record. NCBI's taxonomy places the organism in Eukaryota, Apicomplexa, Aconoidasida, Haemosporida, Plasmodiidae. Gene Ontology annotation, cellular component: membrane. The transcript has a single exon. Gene Ontology annotation, biological process: potassium ion import across plasma membrane; intracellular sodium ion homeostasis; proton transmembrane transport. The coding region runs from base 1 to 4389 and encodes 1462 amino acids. Gene Ontology annotation, molecular function: ATP binding; P-type sodium:potassium-exchanging transporter activity; ATP hydrolysis activity.
AUGAGUUCAGAAAAGCAAAGCGUGAUUCCAAACCGCGCAAAUAUAAAAGGGGAAGUUAAUAACAACCCAAACAAUCAAAUAAAUGAUGUAUCAAAUUCUCCUAUAAAUAAUAAUUCAAGCAUCGUUGAAAAUGGCCAAGAUACAGUUGAAACAAAUAAAAAUAGUGUAAAUACAAAUAUACAAAAUGACAAAAUCGGAGAAAAAAAUGUUAAUGAACAUUCUAUGCCACAGAAAAGAAGACCAACAGAGAGGGAGAGAAGAACACAACGAAUCGAAAAAGCCAAAACUGAAAAAGUAGAUGCAGGUAGAAGAAGAGGAGAAAGGGAUAGAGCAGAAAAUAAAAAAGAAGAAAAUAAAAAAGAAGAAAAUAAAAAAGAAGAAAAUAAAAAAGAAGAAAAUAAAAAAGAAGAAAAUAAAAAAGAAGAAAAUAAAAAAGAAGAAAAUAAAAAAGAAGAAAAUAAAGGAGAGGAAAAUAAAGGAGAGGAAAAUAAAGGCGAAGAAAAGAAAGGCGAAGAAAAGAAAGGCGAAGAAAAGAAAGGCGAAGAAAAGAAAGGCGAAGAAAUGGAUAAAAAAGCUGAAAAAGUAGAUGCUGAAAAAGUAGAUGCUGAAAAGAAAGAAGAAGAAAAUAAAGGAGAAGAAAAUAAAGGAGAAGAAAUGGAUAAAAGUGAGAAGGUAGAUGCUGAAAAGAAAGGGGAUGAACAGAAAGGAGAUGAAAAGAAAGGAGAUGAAAAGAAAGGAGAUGAAAAGAAAGGAGAUGAAGGAGGUAAAAAUGAGAAGGAAGACGGUGAGGAGACAGACAAUAAAGAGAUGUUGGGCAAAGCAAAGCUAGAGGAAGAAAAUCAAUUAGUAGAAUCAAAUGUUGAAAAAGAAGAAGGAUAUCGUAACCAUUAUGCAUCUGAAAGUAUUGAAAAUUUAUGUAAAGAAUUUGAUUUAGCAGAUGUAAAUACAGGGUUGAAUUUUGAACAAGUCAAAAUAAAUAGAGAAAGAUAUGGAGAAAAUCAUAUUGAAAAAGAUUCAAUAACUCCAAUAUGGUUAAUAUUUUUAUCACAAUAUUAUAGUCCCGUUGUUAUGUUGUUAUUAAUUGCAGCAUUGGCUAGUCUUGCAUUAAAUGAAGUAGUAGAGGGAAUAUCAAUAAUUACUAUUGUUACGUUAAACGCUUGUUUAGCUACAUAUAUGGAAAAAUCAUCAGGAGAUGCCAUAGCAAAAUUAGCUGAAAUGGCAUCACCACAAUGUACAGUAUUAAGAAAUGGCCAAAAAAUGAUUAUACCAUCUCGUGAUGUUGUUGUAGGAGAUGUUGUUGUAAUAACAGCCGGUGAUUCUAUAUCUGCAGAUUUAAGAUUAAUAGAAGUUAUAGAAUUAAAAACUAACGAAAGUUUAUUAACAGGAGAAUCAGAAGAUAUUAAAAAAUCGUUAGUUCCAACAGAUUAUACAACACCUUUUUGUACAAACUUAUGUUUUGCUACUACAUCUGUAACAAAUGGAUGUGGUAAAGGUAUUGUUAUAUCGACAGGACUAAAUACACAAGUUGGAAAAAUAGCAUCUCAAUUAAAAAAAUCAAGUGAAGGAAGUAAAUUAACACCAUUACAAGUAUCUUUAAAUAGAUUAGGAGGAUUAAUAGGGUUAAUUGCUAUUAUAGUUCUUAUGUUUAUUAUAACACUUGCUAUUUUAAUUAAUUAUAGAGAUCCAGCACAUGCAGAUAAAGAUCCACUUUUGGUAAUAAUAAUUAUUGGUGUUGGUUUUGCAGUAUCAUCUGUACCCGAAGGUUUGCCUAUGGUGGUUACUAUUACAUUAUCUGCUGGUGCAAAAGAUAUGGUACGAAAAAAUGCAAAUGUUAGAAAAUUACCAGCUGUUGAAACAUUAGGAUGUUGUUCAGUUAUAUGUUCUGAUAAAACUGGUACUUUAACAGAAGGUAAAAUGACAGCAAUUAAUAUUGUUACGUUUUGUAAAAAUUCAAAAUUACAUGAUAAAAAUGAAUUAACAAAAACUUAUGAUUUUUAUCCAACUAAAGGAUUUGAUCCAUCUGGUGGUAUUUUUGAUUCAUUAGAGUUAACAAGUGAAAUUAAAAAAAAAAUAGUUUUAGCAAAAAAUAAAAAUAUAUCUUAUGAUUCAAUCUUAAAAAAUUAUGGUAAUCCCGAAAAUAAAAAUUUAAAUGUAUAUAAAACAAGAUCAUUAAUGUUAGCUGCUUAUUUAAAUUCAUAUGAUACUACAUUAUCAAAAAAUUUAAAAACUGGAAAAUGGGAAAUCCAAGGUAACAUGAGUGAAGGACCCAUAGUAGUUGCUGCAGCAAAAGCAGGAUAUAACAUUUUUAAUGAUUCUGAAAAUGAUUCUGAAAAUUAUCUUAAAAAAUUUAAAAGAUUAGAAGAUUUAGAAAUAACAUUUAAUUCGUCAAGAAAAAUGAAAGUCAUAUUUUAUAAGCUUAUUGAAAAUAAUAAAUUUGAAAAUAUAAAUUUGAAAAAUCAUCAAAAAAAUGUUACAUACACACAUAUAGCAUUUAUAAAAGGAGCACCAGAUAAACUUAUAGAUAUAAGCACAAAUUUAUUAAAAGAAACACAAGAAGAAAUUCAAGUUUCUUGGGAUAAACAAAUUAAUGAAAAUGAAAAAUUAAUUUUAACUAAUAAAAAUAUUGAAUUAUCACAAAAAGCAUUAAGAGUUUUAGCUGUAUGUAUUAAACCCUUAACAGAUAAACAAAUAGAACAAUUAAGAACAUAUGAAGAUGCAGAUGAGAGAUUACAAUUUAUUAAAACUGAUGAACAAGGUGGAUUUAUCCCAUUAGGUUAUAUUGCAUCUUUUGAUCCACCAAGAUCGGGAGUUAAGGAAGCAAUACAAACUUGUAGAAAUGCUCAAGUUAAAGUUAUUAUGAUUACAGGAGACCAAAAAACAACAGCUAUUGCUAUUGGUAAGUUAAUUGGCUUAAUUAAUAAUAAAAAAUCGGAAGAUGAGAUAAGAGACAAUGAGCAGCAUGGUGUAGAUAAUAAUGGCAGUAGUAGUAGUAAUGGCGACAUGAUUCAGGCCAUAGAGUGUUCAGAAUUGCAUAUUAAUAAGAACCCAAAUGAACCCAUUUUACCAGAUGAUGAGUUAGAUAAAUUUGUUGACAAUAUUUUAAUAUAUUCUCGAGCCCAACCAGAAGAUAAAAUAACUAUUGUACAAUCUUUAAAAAGAAAAGGAUAUUUAGUAGCUAUGACUGGAGAUGGUGUUAAUGACGCACCUGCUUUAAAAGCAGCAGAUAUUGGAGUAGCUAUGGGAAUUAACGGAACAGAAGUUGCUAAAGGUGCAUCUGAAAUGAUUCUAAUUGAUGAUAAUUUUUGUACAGUUGUUAGUGCUAUAGAUGUAGGAAGAACCAUAUAUUCUAACAUUCAAAAAUUUGUUUGCUUUUUACUUGGAACAAAUAUUGGAGAAAUCUUAUAUUUAUCUAUUUCUAUAAUUACACAAAUGCCAUUUCCUUUAGAAGCAUUGCAAAUAUUAUUUUUGAACUUAAUGACUGAUGGAUGUCCAGCUGUUGCUUUAUCAAGAGAACCACCAAAUGCUGAUAAUAUGAAAACUCCACCUCGACCUAAAAAACAACCAAUAAUGACAAAAAAAUGGUGGUUAUAUGGAAUUAUACCACAUACAAUUUUUGAAGCUAUAUGUGUUUUAUUAUCAUUAGCCUUUUCAUUAUAUAUAUGUACAGGAAGUUACACAUUAAAUGAUAUACAUAAUUCAUGUAAAACUGUUAAUAUCCAAAAUGCUUCUAACCCAUCAGAAUCUUUUGAAUAUAAAUAUUUUUGUAGUACAUAUGAAUAUAGAGUUUCACCAGAUUAUAUUGGUUGGAUAACAAAUCUUAAUUUUUGGGAUCCAAGAGAAAAUAAGCCAGUAACAUUUUGGGGAGCAGCGAAAGGAAAAAUCAAAAAUAUUACACCCACACAUGAAUCAAUACAUCAAGAUAUAAGAAUAAUUAUGCAAGAUGGUUGUUUAGGAAAUUUAGAAGAAGAUGAAUAUGGUUGGUGUAAACCACCAAGUAAUGUAACUGCUCAAAGUAAUGAUGAACAUAUUAAUGGUACAUUUAAUAAACAUUUUGAAGAUAUAUCAUCAAAAGGAUCAAAACGAGGUAGAACUAUUGCCUUUAUAUCAGCAGUUUGGUGUGAAAUGCUUAGAGCAUAUACUGUAAGAAGUUGGGAACCAUUUUAUAAAGUUUUUAAUAGAAAUAUGUGGAUGCAUUUGGCUUGUAGUAUAUCAGCUACUAUGACAUUUUUAGCUACAUGUAUUCCAGGUAUCACAGCAAUCUUAAAUACAACAUGCUUAUUGUGGUGGCAAUAUUUAUUUGGCAUAUUUUGGGCUAUGGUUAAUCUUAUUUUAGACGAAAUAAUCCCAAAAGUUAUAUACAGAAGAAAAUAUAUGUCAAUAAAAAAUUAG